Messenger RNA from Misgurnus anguillicaudatus (oriental weatherfish), 2868 nucleotides. The record is from RefSeq and is a predicted model, not a curated record. NCBI's taxonomy places the organism in Eukaryota, Metazoa, Chordata, Actinopteri, Cypriniformes, Cobitidae.
CAUAACAAAGUUUGUUUUCUCGAGAUAACUAAUUAAUUAUUUAGUUAUAACAAAAAAAAUAAUUCGUUAUCUCGAUAUAACAAAGAUUGUUUUCUCGAGAUAACGAAAUAAUUAAUUCGUUAUAACGACAUAACAAAUAUUGUUUUAUCGAGAUAUUUUUUUUAUUUUUUUUUAUAACAAUAAUGUGUUCGUCUUGAAUUCAUACGAAUGCGCUCGCGCUGCCACCACGGACUGCUUCCUACCGACACUGGCUGCAACAAGCUCUAUCCUGUCGCCUUCAGAGCUGCUGUCACUAUCUGGUCUAAGUGUGUCCCAGGGAAAUGGCAGAUCACAUUAUUGAUCAACGCAUCAGGAUGUACUACAAUCAAGGUCUAACACAGGCAGAAAUUGCAUUGUGCCUUUCUGUUAGAGAUGGCUUUCAGAUUAGUCCUCGUCAUUUAAGGAGAAGACUAGCCCGGUUACAACUUUACAGACGACGGUUAAGCGAUGCUGCUGAGAUUGUUAACUUCAUUAGCAACCAGAUAAGAGGACCGGGUCGUCUUCAUGGUUACCGAAUGAUGCACGAGAGGUGCAGAUUGGCUGGACUGCGCGUGACUCGAGACAUGGUUCAGGAGAUUCAGUCACAUCUUGACCCAGAGGGCGUACAGCAACGGAGAGGAACAAGACUUCGGAGAAGAUGUUAUAGUGUCCCAGGGCCCAAUUAUUUAUGGCAUAUGGACUCUUAUGACAAGCUGACUCCUUUCGGCAUUGGAAUAAACGGAUGCAUUGAUGGGUUUUCGCGUCAUAUAAUCUGGAUGCAAGCAAACUCUUCCAAUAGUAACCCCAAAUUAAUUGCAGCAUACUUUAUGAAUGCAGUCACGGGACUCGGGGGGUGUCCAAAAAUAAUCCGAUCGGAUUUAGGAACUGAGAAUGUUCAUGUUAAUAGGCUGCAACACUUCUUCCGAGAAGAUGAGACUGGCGUUGUGCAUGGGCCGUGUGUGUUCCAAGGACGCAGUACAGCAAAUCAACGGAUCGAAAGCUGGUGGGGGAUCUACAGGAGACAGAACGCAAGCUAUUGGAGGGACGUCUUCCAGGAGUUCCAGGCAACUGGAGACUUUAAUGGGGAUUUCAUAGACAAGGGUCUCAUCCAAUUCUGCUUUCUUAAGAUUAUCCAAAAUGAGCUAGACACCGUUGUGACAAUGUGGGACAACCAUCGCAUUCGACCAGGUGGAAACGGACACCCUAAUUAUCAUGGAAAACCAUGUUUGAUGUACAAUGUACCUGAGCUCUAUCAUACACAAGAUUAUUUGCAUCCACUACAGUAUGAAAGAGUUGGAAUUGUUCUCCAAGAGGACAUUUGUCUGUGGAAAACAGACAUUCCCUGCGACCAUGACCUGCAUGAGCUCUGUUUGAUGGUGAUGGAAGAAAACAACAUAGCACUGUGUCAUAAUGCUACAGAGGCAAUACGACUUUACAAAGACCUGAGGCCUUUAAUAAGAGCACUCCUGCCAGAGCCUCAUCUCUGAUGUUGUUGUAGCAUACAGACAGAUGUACUGUCUAUGGUACUAAUAAUGAUGAUGAUGAUGAUGAUGAUGAUGAUGAUGAUGAUGAUGGUGGUGGCAUUUCCAGCAAUGAUGCCUCUCUAAAAAUUUACAUUUCUCAAGUAUCAUUGGCAUUUGCAUCCAUUGAUGCUGUGUGUUGAAAUGUUUUACUAAGAUAAUGUGAUUUCUGUGUAGUAGGCCAGAUUCAUAAUGGGGACCAGCAAAGGCACUUAAAGGAACACACACAGAUUUUGGGAAUUUAGCUUAUUCACCGUAUCCCCCAAAGUUAGGUAAGUCCAUACCUUUCUCAUCUCCGUGCGUGCUGUAACUCUGAAGCACACACCGCUAACCUAGCUUAGCACAAAGUCUGGAAGUGAAUGGCUCCAGCUAGCAAACUACUCCCAAUAAGUGACAAAAUAACGCGAACAUUUUCCUAUUUAUGUGUUGUGAUUUGUAUAGUCACACCGUGUACAAAUAACAAGGUGAUAUGAGACACAGCGAUCUGGGAACUAUAUUCUCUGAAGAUGAAGCACUGCUACUUGGGCGGAGUGAUUUGCACAACUCUGACCGAACUUUCUGCUCCUCACGAGAGGGCUUCUCGGGUGCUGCGAGCAAAGCACUCCGCCCAAGUAGCAGUGCUUCGCCUUUAGAGAAUAUAGUUCCCAGUAUGUAUACUGUUAAAAGAUGGCUGUGUCUCAUAUCACCUUGUUAUUUGUACACGGUGUGACUAUACAAAUCACAACACACAAAUAAGAAAAUGUUCGCGUUAUUUUGUCACUUAUUUGGAGCAGUAUGCUAGCUGAAGCCAUUCACUUCCAGACUUUGUGCUAAGCUAGUGGGGGCUGCGUCAGACAGAGUUACAGCACGCACGGAGAUGAGAAAGUUAUGUAUGGACUUAUCUAACUCGGUGAAUACGGGAUACGGUGAAUAAGCUAAAUUUCCAAAAUUGCCCCAUUCAUUCCUAUGGUACCAAAAAAAAGUUUUAUUUUGUGGCACCACACUUACUGUUAUAACUACUCAUGUAACAGUCUUUAAAUAGGGAAAACACGGAAGUGUUUGGUGGCUUCCCUGUUUGGUACCAUAGGAAUGAAUGGGUCUAGGCUAAAUGCUAACACAUUCACGACGCGCUGUACAGUGCACGCAUUGAAAUAAGAUAGAUAUGUAUUAAUUUGUCUAAGUUGAGGUAAUAAAAGGGUAGACUAUUCCUUUAAUAUUUGUUUUCUUUGUUUCCCUUUACAAGAACAAGACAGACUUGUACAUUUUGUUAAUAUUUUGAUUUGGAAUUGAAUGUGUAAUGUUUUCAAUACAUUUGAAAUAAGGAAAUAAAAUCUAUAACAUGUCUGCACUU